Messenger RNA from Lasiodiplodia theobromae, 1005 nucleotides. RefSeq lists its product as uncharacterized. The record is from RefSeq and is a predicted model, not a curated record. The transcript is spliced from 4 exons. Lineage: Eukaryota; Fungi; Ascomycota; Dothideomycetes; Botryosphaeriales; Botryosphaeriaceae. Bases 1 to 1005 code for a protein of 334 amino acids.
AUGGCUCCCAUCAAAGUUGCAAUCCUCGGCGCUACAGGCGAAACAGGCGGCUCCAUCGUCAAUGGCCUUCUCGAAUCCUCCACCCCUUUCGAAGUCGCAGCCCUGAUCCGCCCCGCCUCUCUGACAAAACCCAAAACCCUCGACCUCCAGAACCGCGGUGUGGCCAUCAUCCCUUACGACACCUCCACCAACGCGCAGCAAGAUGACGAACAAGCCAUAAAAUCCCUCCGCGGAAUCGACAUCGUCAUCGCGGCCGUCGGGCCGGACGGGAUGGACGCCCAGCUGGCUCUGGCGACAGCGGCCAAGGCGGCGGGCGUGCAGCGCUUCGUGCCGUCCUUCUUCGCCACAGCGGCGCCGCCGAGGGGCGUGGUGGAUGUGCGGGGCAAGAAAGAAGACGUCCUGGACCACGUCAAGAAGCUGGGCCUCGGCUACACGGUCAUCGACAUCGGCUGGUGGAUGCACGGCUUCGUGCCCGCGCUGCCGUCCGGCCGGACCGAGUACGUACGCGUCGAGAUCUUGACGAUGAAAGGAGGUCCGAACAUACUUCCCGGCAACGGCGACGUGCCAACGGCGGUGACGGCAACAGAGGAUGUGGGGCGUUUCGUCGCCCGCGUCAUUGUGGAUGAGCGGACGCUGAACAAGAUGGUGUUCGUGUACGGCGAGGUCGUGACGCCGAAUCAGGCGUACGAGCUGAUGGAGAGGCUGAGCGGGGAGAAGAUUGAGCGGAGAUAUCUUGAUGGGCCCGAGAUCAUGGCCGAAAUUCCGGACGUGAAGGAGGCGCUUGCCAAUGGCUCGGCUGAUAUGCUGGCUAUCCUCAAACACCAUGUUCUCCAAUACUACUACUCGAUAGGGGUCCGUAGGGACAACAACCCGGAAUAUGCGGAGUAUUUGGGGUAUUUGGACGGGAAGAAGUUGUAUCCGGAUCUGAAGGGGGUCAGUUUGGAAGAGUUUUUCCAAAGUAUCCUCGAUGGGAAGGCGAAGAGGCCUUACACUAAUCACAGCUAA